Messenger RNA from Aspergillus calidoustus, 2043 nucleotides. NCBI's taxonomy places the organism in Eukaryota, Fungi, Ascomycota, Eurotiomycetes, Eurotiales, Aspergillaceae. The record is from the annotation of a GenBank genome assembly.
AUGUACUCGACCAAGGAGCUCGAGUAUCUCGCCUCGAUGCAAGGCUCCCAAGACGAGGUCCCCAUGGACCAACACACUUUCGCCAACCAAGCACAAGCCAGUAGCAACGACAACAACGGCUGGGACGAUAUUGACGGCGCCACCGUCCGCAACCUCCCUGCCUCGCAUGUCCAAGGCACCAUGAACCAACGCGCUUUCGCCCAUCAAGCACCUGUCGACAGCGGCGACCCUGAAUGGAAUAACGGCACCUGGGAUUACGGCGCCACCAUUCGAAACCUCGCGGCUUCUCAAGUCCAGGCUCCCCUGAUGCAAGGCACGAUAAUUUCCGAGAAUGGAGUCAACGGCGGCGAUAACGACAAUGACAACGACUGGAAUGACGGCGCCAGUGUCCGAAACCUUGCAGACUAUCCAGUUCAAGUCCCCGUGUCUCAAGACACUUUCGCCCACGAAGCACCAGUCUACGUUUACGACGACAACGAGGCCGCCACCAUUCGCAGGCUCGCGGUCUCCCAAGUCCUCUUAGCCUCGCGGAUUCGAGCAGCGCUGAUGCCGCAAAAUACAGUUGGCGGCCACAACAACGACGACAACUGGAACGAUACUGCCGGCGCCACCGUCCAAAACUCUAAUUACCAUGCCGGUUCCGAUCAUUAUUCAGGAUAUCCCAAUCUCAACCAAGAACAAGGUUACGACACCAUCAACAAUCAGGGCGUCUUGAUUCCAGGCCUCGAUGACGAUUACGACGGACCAUCACUCUCUCACUUCGCCAACGGAGAGCCAACGACAACCCACGCGCACCCCGAACCAACCGUGCAAACACUCGAGAACGAAUUCGAUAGACUAUCUCUCUCCACAGCUCACUUCCCCAACGCAGAACUAACCCGCGACCCUCCCGAAGAGACCCCAUACCACAGACCCAUUCUGGCAGCCUACCUUCGAGACCUAAACGCCAUCCUCGAAAAAGCCAGUACACAGGCCGACUUCAUCCCAGUGGACUACCUCCGCGAGAUGCGUUGUUUCGCUACCAAAGUUGAGUUCGUGGACAUGAGCUAUAAUCUAGUCUUGGACUUCAACCCGCGCUUCUUCGACCCGAUGGAUCGGGGCCAGCUUACGAGACAUAGACCGGCAUCGAGCAGGCCCACUUACCCAAUCAUGGAUCUGCCGUGGCCGUCGUGGCCGAAGCGGGGUGAGAUUUCGCCCGUUAAAGAGAAGGAGGUGGCUUUGUUUACAGCCACUGGUGGUAGUGCCCUAACCAUGAAAGCCACACACGGGGACUACUACACGACAUACAAUUACAGCCCAUCUGUACCCGCCGGGGUCGAGCCAACCCCGCUGCAACUCGCCCGCGCAAGACAGGAGCGCGUGCAUGAGUUUAUUAAUAUUAAGCGGUGCAUCAGGCGCAUCGAGGGGCCUGCACAUGGUGUUGAGGCUCUGGGGACGUUGAUGGAUCGGGCGGCGAGGUAUAUGGAGUAUAGGACCGCAGCAUCCUACCUCCCCGAAACCCCCACCAGGGAUGAGGCCGCGCUCAUCAACCUCCACCCAGACUUCCUAACAACAACAUGCAUCUCGCCCUUCUACACAAACUACACGCCGCCAGCCUCAGCAUAUACCUCAGCGCAAACGCCCCUCGAAUGCAACGGGGCCGUCGAAUCGCGGGACCCGUCUACACCGUACACGAUCAUCCCGCUCCGCCUGGGCGCCGAACCAUAUGAGGAUGCCGUGGGUGUAGGCGAACUACGUGUGGCUGUUCGUGCGAUGCUCUUCAAGUUGCUUUGGGAGGGCGAGAGUGAUUUGUGGCUUUUCCCGGUGCUGAUCGUAACCUACUUCCCCCGCCACGCCCGCAUAAUCCAAAUCCACCCCACGAUCAACGCAUCCGACCGCCAUCGUGCUCGGAAUCAUCCGCUCGCGCAGCUGAACAUCCAGUACUCGCCGCUCUUUGAUCUCACAGAGUGUCGUGUGCCGAUUAGUCUUUUCGCGCGGUAUACGCUUGCCAGGCCGAUUCCGUGGGCGUGGAGGGUUAGGGGGUCUGUUCCGAAUCAGCGUUAG